AUGGUAUUCAAAAUCAUAACUACUAUUGUUCCAUUUGCUGAUACUGUAUUCACUCUUCCUUCCAAAACACAGAAAAACCUCUCCAUGGAAAAACCACCCACCAAGCGCCGCACCACCACCACUCGACAAAAAUCAACCAUGAAAUCCACUGAUUCUCGUCCAACGCCCACCACUCCCACCCGUCGCUCAGCACGACAUGCAAACACCCCUCAUGAUUCAACUCCAUUUGAGCAAACUACAGAAAAAUCUCAAAACCUUAAUCUUCCUCUUCCCUUAACCCAGAUCGUUUCUGCUCCUCAACCCACCAAACCAUCCUCCUCACACGUUUCCACUCAAUCAAGCGAAGGAACCUCUCUUGUCUCUUCAUCUUUCCAAGCCUAUGACCAUCCAUCUGAAAUCUCAACAAAAGAAUUCAUCUCUGAUGAUGAUGUUCGUUCUCUCUAUAACGAAAAAUGGCGUUCACUCCCUAUCGUUGCCGGCAAAACCGUCAACUUGGAUAGUUACUCUAUCUGGGGUUACGACAUAAACGAGCUCGCAAUAGCCACAGGUUGGACUAACUUUCUCCAACUCUCUGAUGUCUUCUACCCUAGACUAGUUAGAAUUUUUUUUGCUAAUAUUGAAGCCUCUGACAGUGAUACACAGCUAAUCUCAUCUGUAAAGGGUCGUCAAAUAACCCUAACCCCAGAGCUCUUUUGCGACAUUUUGCAUGUCCCAAACAAUGGACUUCAUCUCUUUAAUGAUGAUUGGCCCUCAUCUUAUGACCUAGACAUUGAAUCCUACAGACUCUCCAUCACCAAACAUCAAACUGACCGUUUUGUGUCUGCCAACCUUGAACCCUUCAGCCAUAUCAUUCAUAACUUCUGCAUUCACACUAUCCUUCCAAGAAAAGGCAGUAUGGAACGAGUCACUGAUAAAGACCUCCUUGUCAUCUAUCAUUUCUCAAAGAAAACUCCUCUCAAUAUAGGAUAUUUGGUGCUCAACUAUAUCAAACACACUGGUCUUAGAGCAAGAAGCGCCCCUUAUGGUAUGCUUCUUACCAAAAUAUUCAAGCACUUUAAUGUUCCUCUGGACGAUGAGGACUCCUUCGAGAUCAACAAAAUACUGGAUGCCUCCAAGCUGAAGCGCAUGAAAAUUCCUUCACUCAAGCGUGCACCAUCACCUAAACCUGAGGCCAAAUCAAAGCGCAGGCGUCUUGUUAAGCAAUAUGCUCCAACUGAACCUUUAACAACAGGUACUGAAUCUCCUAACUCUCCAAACAGCCUGACCACAAAUUCUCCCAUUCCACUAUCUGUGGCUCUUCCAAACACAGCUGACCUAGAAUCCCCACAAAAGCCCUCACCGAUCUCUCCUCAUGCCUCCAAAUCCGUAUCUCCAAACCCAAAGGAAACACAUAAACAAUCUCCUGAAACCACACAAACAAUCUCCUGA
Molecule: messenger RNA, 1428 nt
Organism: Vicia villosa (hairy vetch)
Lineage: Eukaryota; Viridiplantae; Streptophyta; Magnoliopsida; Fabales; Fabaceae
Exons: 1
Coding region: 1-1428 (475 amino acids)
Source: RefSeq, a predicted model, not a curated record